Musa acuminata AAA Group (dessert banana) is the source of this 1904-nucleotide messenger RNA. Its product is annotated as disease resistance protein RGA2-like. Gene Ontology annotation, molecular function: protein binding. The coding region runs from base 1 to 1806 and encodes 601 amino acids. Lineage: Eukaryota; Viridiplantae; Streptophyta; Magnoliopsida; Zingiberales; Musaceae. The transcript has a single exon. The record is from RefSeq and is a predicted model, not a curated record.
AUGCAUAUGAUGAUCGCUGAAGACCUUAUGCCACAACAAUCAUUUGAUACUGAGAAAAUGUAUCGAUUGAUCGGUGAUCUUGAGUUAGAAUUCGCAAUGUUGGGCUCAGAUUACUAUCUGACGACAUGGAUUGGUCAAGAUUCAAUAAGAAUCCCGAAACAAUGUUGUCAUCUAUGCUUGCUUGUCGGUGAUGCAUCUACGUUGGAGUUUCCAACCGCCUUAUCAGCAGGGGCCACAAAGAGAUUAAGAACUUUGAUUGUGCAAACGAAGGAAGAGUUUCUUAAAGAAGGUGAAAAGUGUCAAAUCACAGAGAUCCCAUCAGCCAUGUUUAUCAAUCUGGUACAUUUACGAAUAUUACAUUUAUCACAUUGUAGGAUCCAACAGUUACCUAAUACAGUUGGCAAGUUAGUUAGCUUGAGAUACCUCAACCUUUCCUACACCGAGAUCCAAUCACUUCCUAAAUAUUUCUCUAACCUUCAAAAUUUGAAGAUCCUAAAGUUGGCUCAUUGCGAAGAAUUCCAAAAACUACCCGAAUGGAUCUACAAACUCAAGAAAUUAUUGAUUUUAAAACUAGCUUAUUGUCAGAAGCUUCAAAUGCUUCCUGAGUCGAUAAUCGCCCUUACAAAUUUACAAGAGUUAGAUGUCGAAGGUUGUCAAUCAUUCAAGAAAUUACCUGAAGGUUUGGAUAACAUGAAAAAAUUGACAAUGCUAAAUGUGGACAAAUGUGUGUCCUUGACUCGAUUGCCCCAUGGAAUAGGACAAUUGACUAACCUUCAAAAGUUAUCAGUGCAUGCUACAACUGAUAGACUUGCAAGUAUAAUCCUAGAGUUACAGAGUUUAACAAAUCUUAAAGAACUUCGUCUGAAAAAAAUUGAACUAUCAAGCACAAAGGAUGCUCGAGCCUUAAAGUUAAAUGAUAAACAAUUUCUCAUGUGUUUGGCACUAUGUUGGGAGUGGUGUGAUAUAGAAGUUGCAUUAGCUUUUGAUGCAACAUUAUUACAUGAGCAGGUACUAGAAGACCUGAAACCUAACAUAGCUUUGAAGAAUCUAGAAAUUGUUUCUUAUAUGGGGAAGAAACUCCCGAGCUGGAUGGCAUGCAAAGAAGGAAAUCUGUGGUAUUUGAGAGAGAUUAAACUCGUCAAUCUCAGGAAAUGUGAAAGGCUACCACCGCUUGGACAACUAUAUUACCUUGAGACUGUUGAGAUAAGUGGCAUGGAUUCAAUUAGUGCAGUGGAUGAUGCAUUCUAUGGUGAUGGUAAUGGUGAUGGUGACACAUUUCCUAGAUUGAAAACCCUCAUAUUCUCAGAAAUGCCUAUGCUGGAGAGAUGGCUGGAGGCAAAAGGUGAAGGUGACAUUUUCCCGAAGCUCAAGAGGUUGAUACUAAUCCAGUGUCCAAAAUUCAAGGAAUUGCAUGUGCGACCAUCAUCAAGAAGACUCACAUUCCUUAGACUUGAACUAUGGUUGAAUAAUGACAAGUUGCUGAGCUCUGAAUUUGUAGGUUGGCAGAACCUUAUACAUGUCAGAAUCUUGAAGAUAACCGGGUGUGAAGAGCUGAUGAGGUGCUUACCACAGGGAAUCAAGCAUCUCAAGUCCCUUUAUCGUUUGGAGAUUAUCCGAUGCAACAAUUUGAUCUCUUUGCCGGAUUGGUUGGCAGAACUCACAAUUUUUUAUCCGUCGAAAGAACACAGAGUUCCUAUUAACUUGGUUGUACGAGAUUGCAUCAUGCUGUCAUUCAUUCCCGAGAGGCUCAAACAAUCGCCCUAUAUUCGCAUGACGAUUGAACGCUGUCCAAAGUUGGGGCUCUAACCGGCAAAGCAUAUGUCCAUCCGUCUUCUUCAUCGAUUUGCAAGUGUGUGUGUUGACCCAAGUGAAGUCAUCCAUCCAUGGGAGGCAAUCCUUCUUAA